AUGUCAGCUUGUCCCGUGACGCGUUAUCAGUUUUGGAUAUGGGGCCCAGUUUUUCUCCGAGCCGGCCUGUGUGUCCAACCAUUUGCCGCAAAUUUGUCGGUAGCCUGCAAUCACUGCACGAUAGACUACGACAAAGGGCGAAAAUCGAAACACGGCUCGGAGGGAUCAGUACAGCAACUAGCUCUGUAUACCGCACCACCCUUUCCCGCAUGGACUCUCUGCUUGCCGAUAUUGCGUCGUAAUGCCACUGGAAGAUUAACGAGGAAUCUGACUCCGGCUCAGAGCUGGAGCUAUAAAGAUCAGCGUGAGCGACAAAGGCGGGGAGUUUCGUGGUUCUGUCACAAGAAAUGGAUAGAGCCAUUACACGUGUACAUCUUCAGGAUCGAAGAUCUUUGUUGCCCUACCACACCAUUUGUACCUCCAAGGAAGUACAGAUAG
Cooperia oncophora is the source of this 438-nucleotide messenger RNA. The record is from the annotation of a GenBank genome assembly. NCBI's taxonomy places the organism in Eukaryota, Metazoa, Nematoda, Chromadorea, Rhabditida, Trichostrongylidae.